Molecule: messenger RNA, 588 nt
Organism: Plasmodium fragile
Lineage: Eukaryota; Apicomplexa; Aconoidasida; Haemosporida; Plasmodiidae
Exons: 5
Coding region: 1-588 (195 amino acids)
Source: RefSeq, a predicted model, not a curated record
AUGAAUGACAUGAUUGUUUGUAAAAGAAAAGAUCUUCUUUAUCACAUCUAUGGUUGUUUUGAUGUGUGCAUAUUGUCAGUGUUAUUUAUUUAUGUUAAUCUAUUGUUUGGAGGUCCUUGUGAUAAUUACGCUAUAAGUUAUAUUGAAUUUAAGUAUAUUAGUUAUGGGCAUUUUAAUACUAACGUUAGUGUUAACAAAAUUAUUAUUGAGGAAAAGGUGAAUUUUGAAAAGAAACAUAAAGCACCUACACAUAAGAGCGAUAUUUUGCAUAUAACAAAUAUAUCAUUUACCCUUAAGCACGUGUUAACGCUUCAUGGACUAAUUUUCAAAAACAUUCAACCAAACAUUUUUUAUGAAUUACACCAGUGUUUGUCAAUGCUUUAUAUAUAUAUAAAUGAGCAUUCUAUAACUUUAAUGAAUGAUUUUCACAGAAAUUUUGUCACAAAUUCGCGCUUACAUGAAAACACAAAAGUAUGCAACAAUUUGCUUGCGUUUUCGAAAAGGAACAGUAUGUGCAAUAGUUCACUUUCACUUGUUCAGUACAAUUUUAAAGAAAACCUUUAUGUUUUAUUCGUAUAUUUCAUGUAG